CCUUCCUCGCCGCCGUGUUGCCGGUGUGGCCGGUCGGGCGCCGCUCCCUCCCCUUCGCACCAUGGUCGCCGCGGCACAAAGCGCCAGCCAGCGCGGGAGGCCGUGAAACCGGGGCCUACCUCCCCCACCCCGCACCGAGACCCAGCCCGUCCCUUUUCCUCCUCGCAAGGCCGGAGCCCGAACUCGGCGAGGUCGCGGCGGCCCCUCUCCCGCCCAGCCGCCUGUGGGGAUGCGGCGGCUGAGCGGGGAGAAGGAGGAGGAGGACAGCAGUAGCGGCGACGAAGCGCUCGGGCAGCCGGGCAGAGGCGGAGCCGCCGGGGCUCCUCGCGGCCGCCGCGACAGUCCCCGAGCCGGGUGGGAGGCCCUGGCCGCUGGGCGGCGCUGCUGAGGCCUUUGCCCUCGCCGGAGAGAGGCGUCCCCCGCCCGCCCUUCCUUCACGUCGCCCCCUCCCCGCCCCUUGUCCAGCCUCGGCCGCCUGGGCCGGUGCCGAGCUCCGGCCUCUCCUCGGGGCCAGGACUUGCGAGCAGGGGGGCCGGGCCGGAGCAGAGAAGGGGCGAGAUGGCGUCCUACGUGGAUAACAACUUCCGCCAAGCAGUCAUGAAGAACCCGGCCGACAGGAGCCCCCAGGAUCUGGAGGUAGUGUAUUCUUAUUUACAUGGAAUGGAAGCCUUGUCAAAUUUGAGAGAACACCAGCUCAGAAUGAUGUGUGAAACGGUGAGAUACGAGAGGCAUGAAGCAAAUGAAGUUCUGUACUACCCGGAUGAUAUUGGGACCUGUUGGUAUAUUCUUCUGUCUGGUUCAGUAUUUAUCAAAGAAUCAAUGUUUCUUCCAAGGAGCAGUUUUGGCAAGCGUUCUGCAGGAAGCUUCAGGCGUGGCUGUGAAUGCAUUGUUUUAGAGCCAUCUGAGAUGAUUGUGGUGGAUUAUAUGGAUGAAAAUGAAGAAUACUUUCAGCGUCAAGCCUCCCAUAGGCAGUCUCGAAGGAGAUUUAGAAAAAUCAACCAAAAAGGAGAACGACAAACUAUUAUUGAUACUGUGGAUGCUUAUCCAUUGGGGAAGCCACCUUUACCCAGAGGUUAUCAUACGGAAUGCACUAAACAGCAGCUUCCUGCAGAUUUCACAAAACUGCACCUCACUGACAGUCUCCACCCACAGGUGACCCACGUUUCAUCCAGUCAUUCAGGAUGUAGCAUCACUAGUGACUCUGGGAGCAGCAGUCUUUCUGAUAUCUACCAGGCCACAGAAAGUGAAGCUGGUGACAUGGACUUGAGUGGAUUACCAGAGACAGCAGUGGAUUCUGAAGAUGAUGAUGAUGAAGAGGAUAUAGAGAGAGCAUCAGACCCUCUGAUGAGCAGGGAUAUUGUCAGAGAUUGCCUGGAAAAAGAUCCAAUAGACAGGACAGAUGAUGAUAUUGAACAACUCUUAGAAUUCAUGCAUCAGUUGCCAGCUUUUGCCAAUAUGACAAUGUCAGUGAGAAGAGAACUCUGUGCUGUUAUGGUGUUUGCAGUCGUAGAAAGGGCAGGGACCAUAGUUCUAAAUGACGGGGAAGAGCUGGACUCCUGGUCCGUUAUUUUGAAUGGUUCUGUGGAAGUAACAUAUCCCGAUGGAAGAACAGAAAUAUUGUGCAUGGGAAACAGUUUUGGUGUUUCUCCUACCAUGGACAAAGAGUACAUGAAAGGCAUAAUGAGAACCAAAGUGGAUGACUGCCAGUUUGUGUGUAUAGCCCAGCAAGAUUAUUGUCGCAUCCUCAAUCAAGUAGAAAAAAAUAUGCAGAAGGUAGAAGAGGAAGGAGAGAUUGUUAUGGUAAAAGAACAUAGAGAAUUGGAUCGCACUGGAACAAGAAAGGGUCACAUAGUUAUCAAGGGAACACCGGAAAGAUUAACAAUGCACUUGGUGGAAGAGCAUUCAGUGGUGGAUCCAACAUUUAUAGAAGAUUUCUUGUUGACCUACAGGACCUUUCUUUCCAGCCCAAUGGAAGUGGGGAAGAAGUUGUUGGAGUGGUUCAAUGAUCCUAGCCUCAGGGAUAAGGUAACACGGGUAGUAUUGUUGUGGGUGAACAAUCACUUCAAUGAUUUUGAGGGAGAUCCUGCAAUGACUCGUUUUCUGGAGGAAUUCGAGAACAACUUGGAAAGAGAGAAAAUGGGUGGACAUCUGAGGCUGUUAAAUAUUGCAUGUGCUGCUAAAGCUAAACGAAGAUUGAUAACGUUAACAAAGCCAUCACGGGAAGCCCCUUUGCCUUUCAUCUUGUUGGGAGGAUCAGAAAAGGGCUUUGGAAUCUUUGUUGACAGUGUAGAUUCAGGUAGCAAAGCCACUGAAGCAGGCUUGAAACGUGGUGAUCAGAUAUUGGAGGUGAAUGGCCAAAACUUUGAAAACAUUCAACUGUCAAAAGCCAUGGAAAUUCUUCAAAAUAAUACACAUUUAUCCAUCACUGUGAAAACCAAUUUAUUUGUAUUUAAGGAACUCCUAUCAAGGCUGUCUGAGGAGAAAAGAAAUGGUGCUCCUCAUCUUCCUAAAAUUGGCGAUAUUAAAAAAGCAAGCCGUUAUUCCAUCCCAGAUCUUGCAGUUGAUGUGGAACAGGUGAUAGGACUGGAAAAAGUAACCAAGAAAAGCAAAGCCAACACAGUUGGAGGACGGAACAAGCUAAAGAAGAUACUCGACAAAACCCGCAUCAGUAUCCUGCCUCAGAAACCGUACAAUGAUAUUGGAAUUGGCCAGUCUCAGGAUGACAGUAUUGUAGGGUUGAGGCAGACCAAACACAUUCCUCCUGCUCUACCAGUCAGUGGAACAUUGUCUUCAAGCAAUCCUGACUUGCUGCAGUCACAUCACCGCAUCUUAGAUUUCAACACUACCCCAGACUUACCAGAUCAAGUUCUAAGAGUUUUCAAAGCAGACCAGCAAAGUCGUUACAUUAUGAUCAGCAAAGAUACAACUGCAAAGGAAGUGGUUAUUCAGGCAAUCCGAGAGUUUGCUCUAACUACGACGCCGGAUGCGUAUUCUUUGUGUGAAGUCUCAGUUACUCCAGAAGGUGUAAUCAAGCAAAGGCGGCUUCCAGAUCAACUUUCCAAGCUUGCUGACAGAAUACAACUUAGUGGAAGAUACUAUCUGAAGAACAAUAUGGAGACUGAAACAUUGUGUUCUGAUGAAGAUGCUCAGGAAUUGCUGAGAGAGAGUCAAAUUUCUUUGCUGCAGCUUAGUACUGUUGAAGUGGCUACCCAACUUUCAAUGCGUAACUUUGAACUGUUCCGUAACAUUGAGCCUACAGAGUACAUAGAUGACUUGUUUAAGCUGAAAUCUAAAAUUAGCUGUUCCAACUUGAAAAAGUUUGAAGAAGUCAUAAACCAAGAAACCUUUUGGGUAGCUUCUGAGAUUCUGCGAGAAACCAACCAGCUGAAAAGGAUGAAGAUAAUUAAGCACUUCAUUAAGAUAGCAUUGCACUGCAGGGAAUGCAAGAACUUUAACUCCAUGUUUGCAAUAAUAAGUGGCCUGAAUUUAGCUCCAGUUGCAAGACUUCGUACCACUUGGGAAAAACUUCCAAGCAAAUACGAGAAAUUGUUUCAAGAUCUUCAGGAUUUAUUUGAUCCAUCAAGGAACAUGGCAAAAUACCGCAAUGUCUUGAACAGCCAAAACCUUCAGCCCCCAAUUAUUCCACUGUUCCCUGUAAUCAAAAAAGACCUGACAUUCCUUCAUGAAGGCAAUGAUUCCAAAGUGGAAGGUUUAGUCAACUUUGAGAAACUACGAAUGAUUGCAAAAGAGAUUCGCCAUGUGGGCCGAAUGGCUUCUGUUAACAUGGACCCUGCUUUAAUGUUCAGGACUAGGAAGAAGAAGUGGAGAAGCUUGGGGUCUCUAAGUCAAGGUAGUACAAACACAGCAGUGCUUGAUGUUGCACAAACAGGUGGACACAAAAAGCGGGUCCGUCGCAGCUCUUUUCUUAAUGCCAAAAAAUUAUAUGAAGAUGCUCAGAUGGCUCGCAAAGUCAAGCAGUAUCUGUCUAAUUUGGACCUGGAAAUGGAUGAAGAGAGCCUCCAAGCAUUGUCUCUGCAGUGUGAACCAGCCAGCAAUACACUACCCAAGACUCCCGGGGAAAAACGGUCUGGAAAGCCUGAAACAUCUCCAGUUGCACAUAGGUCAGGUAUACACCAGAAGGUGCAACAGCAGCAGCAACAGCACAAAGCAAACCAAGCAUUGCAGGUUCCUGCUGUAUCUCUUUAUCCUUCUCGUAAGAAAGUACCAGUCAAGGACCUCCCACCCUUUGGCAUAAACUCCCCACAAGCUUUAAAGAAAAUUCUUUCACUUUCUGAAGAGGGAAGUUUAGAUCGUACUAAGAAGCAAGCAGAGGACACAAUUUCAAAUGCUUCAUCACAACUAUCUUCUCCUCCUACAUCACCACAGGGCUCUCCAAGAAAAGGUUAUACUCUGGCUCCCAGUGGAACAGUGGAUAACUUUUCAGACUCUGGCCACAGUGAAAUUUCUUCCAGAUCUAGCAUUGUCAGCAAUUCUUCAUUUGACUCCAUGCCAGUUUCAGUGCAUGAUGAAAGGAGACAGAGGCACUCAGUGAGCAUCGUGGAAUCUAAUCUUGGAGUGGGAAGGAUUGAGAGAAGAGCCAUGAUUGAACCAGAUCAAUACAGCCUAGGCUCCUAUGCACCACUGACAGAGAAUAGAGGCUUGUAUGCUGGGGCAACUAUGCUUUCUUCUCCCAGUACUGAGGAGCUGUCACAGGAUCAAGGAGAUCGAGCAUCACUUGAUGCAGCAGAUAGUGGCCGUGGCAGUUGGACUUCUUGCUCAAGUGGUUCCCAUGACAACAUACAGACAAUACAGCACCAGCGAAGUUGGGAGACUCUUCCUUUUGGACAUGCUCAUUUCGAUAGUUCAGGCGAUGGGGCAGGACUGUGGGCCUCAGGGAGCCACAUGGACCCGAUGAUGUUCUCCGAUCAUGGCACAAAGUAUGGCAGGCAGAGUCAAGGUAGGGAGGGCCUUGAUCAAGCACAGUCCAGAGCAAGCUGGGCAUCCUCCACAGGCUACUGGGGAGAGGACUCUGAAGGUGAUACAGGUACCAUAAAACGGCGGGGUGGGAAGGAUGUAUCAAUUGAAGCUGAAACCAGUAGCAUAACAUCUAUAACAGCAGAGGAUUCAAAGCCAGUUCCCAUGCCAACUCAUAUAGCUCUGACAACAAGUAAUGCAAAGGGUCUUAUGGCUCGAAAAGAGGGCCGCUAUCGUGAACCUCCACCAACCCCACCUGGUUAUGUAGGAAUACCUAUUGCUGACUUUACAGAAGGAGUUUCCCAUCCAGCCCGAAAACCUCCAGAUUACAAUGUAGCACUUCAGAGGUCUAGGAUGGUGGCACGGUCGAGUGAAGCCUCUGGGACUUCAACGUCACAACAGCAAUCACAGGGUCAUUCAUCCAACAGACCAGUUAACAAACCUCAGUGGCACAAACCAAAUGAGUCAGACCCACAUCUUGCUCACUAUCAGCCUCAAGGGUUUUCCACGGAGGAGGAUGAAGAUGAACAAGUUUCUGCCGUUUAAAAACUGGGGCUUUCUGGAUCCUGGGUAAGCUAACAUAAAGGAGAGCACAAGAUGAUGCCCCCAGUACAGGAGCCUUGGAACUCUCAUGAAAGGAUGGUGGACCUGUUUGCCUCCUUCCCUGCCUUAAAGCAGCAUGGGGCUUCUUCUCCCCCUCCUCCCCAUACUCUUGUUCCCCUUGCAUGUGAAAUACUGUGAAGAAAUCGCCCUGGCACUUUUCAAACUGUGUUGCUUGAAAUGCAUAGUGCAGCGUUCUCCCAACUCCCACUGUCGCUGUCUGCCACAUCACACGGUAUCAUUCCAAAUUCCGAGAUCAACGUCAUGACUGCACACACCCCACCCCCCCGAAGCCUGGAAGCAUUUUAAAAAAUCUUCCUUGGAUCUUAAUUGCAAUUGUAGCAUUUCUCCUCUUUGGGAUAAUGAGAACAACUAGUUGACAGCUACAUUGGGCCUUUUACCUACUAAGAGAUACACGUUGAAAUUAUUCAAGUACGCUGUGCUUGUUUGCUUGUUUACAUUGCCUUUGUUGCUACUCGGUAUGUUGUGUUGGCGGGCAAGGGGGAAAAUUACAUCUGCAUAAUUACAGUAUUAUUUUGUACUUUUAACAAGGGGUUGCCAGCCUGGACUACUUUUUUUUUUUAAAAAAAAGGAUAUCUCUAUAUAUAUAUGUAUGUAGUGUGUGGCUAAGCAAAGAUGGCAUGGUUUAUAGGGAGGAUACAGCCUUUCUUUUACCUUGAGCUUCAUUUUUAGUGUUUGACUCAAAGCACAGCUGUUACAUUUUAGAAUUGCUGGUGUUUCUUAUUUGCAUCUGUAAUAAUGGAGAGCUGUUGAGUCUUGCAAGUAAACAGUGGAGAAAGAGGAUUUUUUGUGUCCAUUUCCUGUGCCUUUAGGAAGACAGGACGGUGAGCAAAACGGUUGCCCCAUUCAGAUGAAAAAUGGCAAACUUACCUUUUACUUAAACCAUCUUGCCCUUUUUACGGUCCUGUUGCAAACUACUGGUAGCGAUAAUUAUUACACAAAAAUUACCUGGAUAACACUACUGCUGGGGCCAUUUGGAUGCUAAUGCUAACUGUCAAUCCGGAUCUAAUGAUCUCCCUUUUAUUGGUUUAGCAUUAGGAAAUAAAGAUGCCAUUAAAUAAUGAGAAAUGAUCAGUAUAGCUCAACCAGCCUUUGUGGUGUGGUAAUAUUUACAAUGGUUCAUGGGUUUUAAGGAACACUGCAUGUGUAGAGAAGGCCAAUGGAUAGCUAUCAUCUGCUCACAGCUGCUAUUAGCCCUUGAGUGACUAAAUGCCACUCUUCUCCCCCCUCCCCCCCUUUCUAUUUUUAUGUUGGUUUUGCACAGACUCCGGAAAAGUGAAGGCUGCCAAUCCAAGUAGUACUCAAAUGUGAGGAACUGCUGGUCUUGGAUUUUUUCAUUGAACUCAGCUGAUCAUAUUGAUCAGUAGAUAAACGUAAAUAGCUUCAACUUUUAAAGAUCAAAUUGCAGUGUUUUUUCACUGUAUUGAACAAUGUCAGUGCUUUAUUUAAUUAUUCUCUUUCUCCUGUAAUCAUUGCUUUUUGUCUAUUUGCUUAUAUAUCGCUUUGUCAAUUAUGCAUUUGUAAUUUUACAUGUAAUAUGCAUUUGCCAGUUUCAUUAUAUAGUCUAUGGACCUCAUGUGCAUAUAGCAAGACAGAAGAAACUAGCUCUAUCACAAGUUGCACAAAUGUUAUAUAGGCAUUUAAGUAAUUGUAGACCAUAGGACUGCUAAUCUCAGUUCACUCUGUGAUGUCAAGUGCAGAAUGUACGACUAACUGGUGAUUUCCUCAUACUUUUGAUACUACUUGUACCUGUAUGUCUUUUAGAAAGACAUUGGUGGAGUCUGUAUCCCUUUUGUAUUUUUAAUACAAUAAUUGUACAUAUUGGUUAUAUAUUUUUGUUGAAAAUGGUAGAAAUGUACUAUGUUUAUGCUUCUAUCCAGUUUGUAUGAAGCUGGAAUAUAAAUAAAUAUAACAUUAAUGAGC
This is a messenger RNA of Sphaerodactylus townsendi, 7518 nucleotides long. RefSeq names its product Rap guanine nucleotide exchange factor 2 (gene RAPGEF2). The record is from RefSeq and is a predicted model, not a curated record. Gene Ontology annotation, biological process: small GTPase-mediated signal transduction; positive regulation of ERK1 and ERK2 cascade. The coding region runs from base 559 to 5520 and encodes 1653 amino acids. Lineage: Eukaryota; Metazoa; Chordata; Lepidosauria; Squamata; Sphaerodactylidae. Gene Ontology annotation, molecular function: guanyl-nucleotide exchange factor activity; protein binding. The transcript has 30 exons.